This is a messenger RNA of Scomber japonicus (chub mackerel), 3822 nucleotides long. RefSeq names its product sorbin and SH3 domain containing 3 (gene sorbs3). The record is from RefSeq and is a predicted model, not a curated record. Lineage: Eukaryota; Metazoa; Chordata; Actinopteri; Scombriformes; Scombridae. The transcript is spliced from 22 exons. Bases 366 to 2477 code for a protein of 703 amino acids. Gene Ontology annotation, molecular function: protein binding.
UAAUAUUUCAGGACAAGGAAACAUGGGAGUGGGAACAGAUAGAUAAAUGUCUCAGGAGCAUAACAGAAGCUUUCCACUUCCACUGUAGAGAGUACAGAGAUACAGUUGAUGCACUCUAAUCACACGAAGACUUAAAAAGGAAAGCAGUAGCGCUACUUCUCUUGGCUUCGCUGCAAGGUUUCCAUCAUAUGGGAUAGACCUUGCCAAGUGACAGGUGAGUAAGCUGUGUCAACUUUACCAACCGGAUCCCACAAACUCCCUUUUGUGGCCAGCAUGAAUGUGAGAGACGCAGCAUCUUAAAACAUAUAUUCUUAAUGCUGGGGACAAGAAUUUGACAUCUGCCACACAAGACAAAAACAGAUCACAUGCAGUCUCAGCAGCGUGUGGAAGCGGUUGGGGACCCAAAUGGGACCCAGAUUGUCUUCACCCAAGAGGUGGUCAUCUCUCCUGGACUCCCUACUCCUCCUCUGAGUCCUUUUCGCUCAGCGAGGCAGCCAUCUGGAGAGUCUAAGGUGUCAGAGGUGAAUGGAAGUGGCCCAACAUCUCUCAGCUUUGCGUCAUACUAUGGCCCCUCACAAUCAUAUGGGGGGAUGUCGAAUGGCGUCCAGGCCUGUGCCACUCUACCACGUAGCUGGACUCCCACCAGAGAGGAGAGACUUAUCAAAUUCUCAGGAAUUGGCCCGGUGGAUGAGACAGGGAUGCCCAUUGCCUCCAGAUCAAGUGUGAACAAGCCCAGAGACUGGUACAAGAGCAUGUUCAGACAGAUUCACAAGAAGCCAGAGGAAGAGGAAGAUUCAGAGAGGUGGUCAGCCGAACGGCUCCAGUUAUCUGCCAACAAAGAGGAAAAUAAUGAAGCAGACAAGAAUCUCUUCACACUAACACCUUAUGGAGCCUUACCAGAUUGGAGUGAAGAUGUAGAUAAGUUGUCAGACCCGGGAAAGCAGCACCCUCAACCGAAGAGCAUAUACGACUUUGAGCCUGGAAAGAGCACCACCUCUGAAAGUCACAGCCAGGUUCAUCUGCCAGUGAAGAAACCGCCUGAGAAACCCAAGUCCCCUUCAGUUGAGGCCAGUCUGGUCUCUGAGCUGAGUCGGUUUGAGGCUGAGCUGGACUCGGAGAUCCAGGGCCUGGAGAGGAGACUUUCCCAGAAGAAGCAGCGUCGAGGCCGGGGUGAGGAGGCCAGAGGCAAGGAUCCAGUGGCUGCUCCAAAGACCGGGACUACAAAUUACAGCAAUUUAUCAGCAUCCAAACAACCUGUCCAUCGCCCUGUUGGCCCACCACCAGCCUCCAUUCCAACAUAUGUAGAACGUCUCUCUCCUGCAAAUGAAACCAUGGAGCGCUCUCCUAAGAAAGAGGAGAAGAAGAUGAAAGCAGCAAGAGUCAAGUUCAAUUUCCAGGCUCAGUCACCCAAGGAGCUCUCACUGCAGAAAGGCGACAUUGUUUACAUCCACAGGCAGGUCGACAACAACUGGUUUGAAGGAGAACAUCAUGGCAGAGCUGGCAUUUUCCCCUCAACCUAUGUGGAGAUUCUGCCUCCUUCAGAGAAGCCGACACCUAUAAAGUCUCCCACUGUACAGGUGUUGGACUAUGGAGAAGCUGUCGCUUUGUUUAAUUUUAAUGCGGACCUUCCAGUUGAACUCUCUUUUCGUAAAGGUGAGAUAAUCAGCAUAACCAGGCGUGUUGACGAAAAGUGGUUGGAGGGGAGGAUCUCAGGGACCAGCCGGAGUGGCAUCUUCCCCGCCUCUUAUGUUCAGGUCAACAAGAUGCCCCGCACCAAAUACUCCACAGAUGACUACCCAGCAGGCCCCAUGUCCCCCGUCUCACCUGGACCCCAGAGUCCAGGCCGUCCACUCCAUUCACCCUGCCUGCGGUCACCAGUGUCCCCUUUCACCCCCACCUCACUCAGCCCCCAACCUGAGCACUCCCCCUUGAAGCCGUCUUCACCUGUACCUUAUGGCAGCCCGGCUUCACAGUCACGCUCCCCCACCCAGACACCCUUAUCCAAAGAACCGGCCUAUCGGUGGCCCCACAGUACCUCCACAACUGCUUCACCCACCAACCAGAACAGUCACUGGGGUGGGUCACACUCAGCUAACCAGAGCUCUGUGGCUAGAGCUGUUUCACCACUCAGCCAGUCGUCAGCAUCUGUGCAUAGAGCAGGAGCCAACACAGCGAACACUCCCAGAUACCCUGACCCGUCACAGGGUGCAACAACAAACCGAGCUGCUCCUUCUAAUCCACAUGUAAACUCCCUCCCACCAACACAUGGGCCAAACAACGCUGGCUCCACGAUGGUGCAACGCCUGCCAUAUAAAGCUGUUUACAACUACAAACCACAGAAUUCAGACGAGUUGGAGCUCAGAGAAGGAGACAUUGUACAAGUGAUGGAGAAAUGUGAUGAUGGCUGGUUUGUAGGUACGUCAGAACGGACUCAUGCUUUUGGGACUUUUCCUGGGAAUUAUGUGGCACCAGUUUGACUUCCUCACUUCCUGCUUGCCCACAUUCACCUGGAUUCAUAAGAGUCUGACCAAUCACUCCAGCUCACUCCAGCAGAUCCUGCUUUUGACACCCCAGCAAUUCUUCAUCCCAUUUCCCACCACACUCCCAAACCUGCUUUAGUCAGGCCUGCAUGUUCAUUAUUUUCCCCAGAACAAAGGUGAAGACAAGGACAUCGUGUGGUUUCUCACCUCUCUGCAUGAGUACACGUGUGUUUGUGUGUGUGUUGCACUGAGACUUGGUGUUUUCAUACACCAUUUGAGAGGAAAGACUGAAUGCUGAUGAUACUAUUUCAGAUGCAAAGAAUGGACAUUUUUUUUGCUCCACAACUAUUUGCAGCUGCAGGAAAUUUGCAUUCCUUCCCAGUGAACAGCACUGUUCCCUCUAAGGUCCUGGUACAGUAUGACUCUGCAUUCAGUGUUUUAACACCACAGUUUCAUCACAAACCACUGUUGAGAAUUAUGACUUACGAUGGCACAUUUUUCUGGUAUUUCGCUGGAUAAUUAAUGUUUCCGUAAAAUGUCUCCCCCAGAUUUUCUUUCAGAUCUCUGAAAAUAUCCUGGGCAGUUUGAGGAAACAACAUGAACAUCUGUAGAUAUGUGCUUACAGUAAAGCACAACAAGGGUUCAGGCAUGUCAUGAUAAGGGUACAGAGGAGCAGAGGAGCAAAAUGAUUAAAGCAUGUACUGGUUUAUUUUUAUUAAUAGCUAAAUUUUGGGCAUUUUUUUUUUGAGUCUGUUCCCUCAUGAUGGCAAAAGUAAAAAGAGACAUUAGAUAAUAAUCAGGGCUGUAAUGGGAAUCGGUUUGCUCUGAAAUUCAAUUUGUACAAGAUCAGGUGUGUUGAAUAUCUCAAAGUAUGUGAUCUAGACAAUGCCUCCAAAGCAAAUGAGCAAAUGAUCUUUUGACAUUGUUGAAGUAAUGCUGUAUGUGCCAAAUCUAACCUUUUAUGACAUGUCUGUGUUUAUCACUUUAUUUCUGCCAUGUUUACUACUACUGCUUUUAUAAUGUUUUCUCUGCUAAAGCUACAGGGUUAACAUUUUCACUUUGACAACAGUAUUCAGACUUCACUUAUGUUUGUGCCAGUGCAACCAAGUGUGAACUUUCUAAACCUAAUUAUUAAACCCUAUCAUGAAGUCAUUUGCAUCUUUUGAUAUAUUCAUGAUUUCUUUGUAAAAAUGAAUCACGUGCGGUAGACACAGAAGAUGAUUGUACAGGCUGUGACCUUUUAUCAAAUUUGAAAGUAUAAUAUAUAUUUGCUUAUAAAACAAUGUAUCUUAUAUGUAUGGUACGCAUUUUUUUAAAAGCAAUUAAACAUUACAGAGUGAUA